Molecule: messenger RNA, 3023 nt
Organism: Canis lupus familiaris (dog)
Lineage: Eukaryota; Metazoa; Chordata; Mammalia; Carnivora; Canidae
Gene: ARHGAP24
Product: Rho GTPase activating protein 24
Exons: 10
Coding region: 172-2421 (749 amino acids)
Biological process (GO): negative regulation of ruffle assembly; negative regulation of Rac protein signal transduction; wound healing, spreading of epidermal cells
Cellular component (GO): focal adhesion
Molecular function (GO): GTPase activator activity
Source: RefSeq, a predicted model, not a curated record
GGGCGCGACACUUCCCCUUGUUGCGGGAAGUACAGCGGCCGGCCCUGCCCCCGCCUUUGCUUUUCCUUUUCCCUCGGCUCGUCCUGGGAGCCUCUGCGCUCGGAGCAGCCGCCGGCCCGCGUCCGUGGAGCGUCCGUGUGCCCGGGCCCGGGAAAGUUCAUCAGCUUGAUAAUGGAGGAGAACAAUGACUCCACCGACUACCCCCAGCAAGGUCAAGGGCGGAACAAUGCCAUGAAGUGUGGGUGGCUGAGGAAGCAAGGAGGCUUUGUCAAGACUUGGCAUACUCGCUGGUUUGUGCUCAAGGGUGAUCAGCUCUAUUAUUUCAAAGAUGAAGAUGAAACAAAGCCUUUGGGUACUAUUUUUCUGCCUGGAAAUAAAGUCCUUGAACAUCCAUGCAAUGAAGAGAGCCCAGGAAAAUUCCUCUUUGAAGUAGUUCCAGGAGGCGAUCGAGAUCGGAUGACAGCAAACCAUGAGAGCUAUCUCCUUAUGGCGAGCACCCAGAAUGAUAUGGAAGACUGGGUUAAGUCCAUCCGCCGAGUCAUAUGGGGACCUUUUGGAGGAGGCAUUUUUGGACAGAAACUGGAAGACACUGUCCGUUAUGAGAAGAGAUAUGGGAACCGUCUGGCUCCAAUGUUGGUGGAGCAGUGUGUGGACUUUAUCCGACAAAGGGGGCUAAAAGAAGAGGGUCUCUUCCGACUGCCAGGCCAGGCUAACCUAGUGAAGGAGCUCCAGGAUGCCUUUGACUGUGGAGAGAAGCCAUCAUUUGACAGCAACACAGAUGUACACACAGUGGCGUCACUUCUUAAACUCUAUCUCCGAGAACUCCCAGAACCGGUCAUUCCUUAUGCAAAGUAUGAAGAUUUUUUGUCCUGUGCCAAACUGCUCAGCAAAGAAGAAGAAGCUGGUGUUAAGGAAUUAGCAAAGCAGGUGAAGAGUUUGCCAGUGGUCAAUUACAACCUCCUAAAGUAUAUUUGCAGGUUCUUGGAUGAAGUACAGUCCUAUUCUGGAGUUAACAAAAUGAGUGUGCAGAACUUGGCCACUGUCUUUGGCCCUAAUAUCCUACGCCCCAAAGUGGAAGAUCCUUUGACUAUCAUGGAGGGCACUGUGGUGGUCCAGCAGUUGAUGUCAGUAAUGAUUAGCAAACAUGAUCGCCUCUUCCCUAAAGAUACAGAACCACAAGGCAAACCCCAAGAUGGAGUGAGCAACAACAACAAUGAAAUUCAGAAGAAAGCCACCAUGGGCCAGCUACAGAACAAGGAGAACAAUAAUACCAAGGAUAGUCCUGGUAGGCAGUGCUCUUGGGAAAAGUCCGAGUCUCCCCAGAGAAGCAGCGUGGAUAAUGGAUCCCCCACAGCUCUACCAGGGAGUAAAACCAACAGCCCAAGGAACAGCGUUCAUAAGCUGGAUGUCUCUAGGAGCCCCCCUCUCAUGGUCAAAAAGAAUCCUGCUUUCAACAAGGGCAGUGGGAUAGUCACCAAUGGGUCCUUCAGCAGCGGUAAUGCAGAAGGUCUGGAGAAGACCCAAACCACUCCCAAUGGGAGCUUACAGGCCAGAAGGACCUCUUCGCUGAAGGGGUCUGGUACCAAAAUGGGCACCCACAGUGUACAGAAUGGAACAGUGCGAAUGGGCAUUUUGAACCCCGACACACUUGGGAACCCCUUGAACGGUCGCAGCAUGAGCUGGCUGCCUAAUGGCUACGUGACCCUGAGGGAUAAUAAGCAGAAAGAGCAAGCAGGAGAGUCAGGCCAGCACAACAGGCUCUCCACCUAUGAUAAUGUCCAUCAGCAGUUCUCCAUGAUGAACCUUGAUGACAAGCAGAGUGUUGACAGCGCCACCUGGUCCACUUCCUCCUGUGAAAUCUCCCUCCCCGAGAAUUCCAACUCCUGCCGUUCCUCCACCACCACCUGCCCAGAGCAAGACUUUUAUGGGGGUAAUUUUGAGGACCCUGUUUUGGAUGGGCCCCCGCAGGAUGACCUCUCCCACCCUGGGGACUAUGAAAACAAAAGCGACCGGAGGAGUGUGGGAGGCCGGAGUAGUCGUGCCACCAGCAGCAGUGACAACAGUGAGACAUUUGUGGGCAACAACACCAGCAACCACAGUGCACUGCACAGCUUAGUGUCCAGCCUAAAACAGGAGAUGACCAAGCAGAAGAUAGAGUAUGAGUCCCGGAUAAAAAGCUUGGAACAGCGAAACUUGACUUUGGAAACAGAAAUGAUGACCCUCCACGAUGAACUGGAUCAAGAAAGGAAAAAGUUCACAAUGAUAGAAAUCAAAAUGCGAAACGCUGAGCGAGCAAAAGAAGAUGCAGAGAAAAGAAAUGACAUGCUUCAGAAAGAAAUGGAGCAGUUUUUUUCCACGUUUGGGGAGCUGACAGUGGAACCGAGGAGAACCGAGAGAGGAAACACAAUAUGGAUCCAGUGAGCCUGCUUCCUCCCGUUGUCUCCCAAUGGAUCUGGGAAGGGCUCUGGGGUUCCGGUGGAAACAUUACAUGGGAUCAGGUGGCUGGUCACCUGCUGUACAGUGCUCUAACUGGUGAAGGAAUAUCAUUUACAGACAUUAUCCAUCCAUAUCUGCAAUGUGUACCAAAGUUAUAUCAUGCCCCAUAAUGCUACUGUCAAGUGUUACAACUGGAUAUGUGUAUAGAGAGUAGUUUUUAAAAAGUAAGCUAAAAAAAUGAGAAGCAUAUCUCAAGAAUUAUUUUAUUGCAAGUCUUGUAUUUAAAAUGUUAAAUCAAUAUGUUGUUGCAAUUUAGCUUGCUUCCAAGCUUCACCCCUUGCACUUAACAUAAGCUAUUUUUGGCAUUGUGUUAUCAUCAGCUUAUUUUAUAGAUCAAUAUUUUUAUUUCCCCUUUUGCUGAGGAAACGAAGAUAAGCAGAUAUAUAAAUAUAUAUAAAUAUAUAUCAGAUGAGUUAUUAAAAUCAAAACAAUACUUUGUGGCUGUGCUGUUUGUGCCAAUAGACCUCGCCAUUGACCAAAAAGAGAAAUGUAAAUAGUUUUAUAAAAUACAAUUGAAUCACCAGGAA